CCGGCGGCGCGGCGGCCGCCCCUGAGCCCGGGCAGCGAGGGGCGCGACAUGCCCGCGGUCGCGACAUGCCCUGCACCGACAGCAGCACCGGCAGCGACACCUGCGGCCCGUCCGGCUCCCGCCGCCGCUCCGUCUCCUGAGGCGCUCGGGGACAAAGCUGGCAAAGAUGAGGAAAAUUGGCUGUGCUCUCCUGGUACUCCAAGCUCUUCUGACGCCUUUGGAUCUUGUUCGUGGAGCAGAGAAAAAUUAUCCCAUCCUGAACAUUGCAGUGAUUCUGGGAAGGACCAAGUACAUAACAGAGAGAGAUAUCAGGGCUCUCUGGACCAGGGAAAUGUCAGCAGACCUGACUGUUGAUGUCAAUGUAGUGACCCUUCUCGUGAACCAGACUGACCCUAAGAGCAUCAUAACACAUGUUUGCGACUUGAUGUCAGGCACCAAGAUCCAUGGAGUGGUUUUUGGAGAUGACACUGAUCAGGAGGCAGUAGCUCAGAUUUUGGAUUUUAUUUCAUCUCAGACUUCUAUUCCAAUUCUUGGAAUUCAUGGCGGGGCCUCCAUGAUAAUGGCAGAUAAGGAUGUGAUGUCCACGUUCUUCCAGUUUGGGGCUUCCAUCCAGCAAGAAGCCAUUAUCAUGCUGAAGAUCAUGCAGGAUUAUGACUGGCACGUGUUCUCUCUGGUGACCACCACUUUCCCUGGAUACCGAGAUUUCAUCAAUGUCAUUAAGACCACUGUGGAAAAUAGUUUUGUGGGCUGGGACAUGCAGAACAUCAUCACACUUGAUACCGCCUUUGGAGAUGCCAAGACUCAAAUUCAGCUGAAGAAAAUCCAUUCCUCUGUCAUCCUGCUCUACUGCUCCAAGGACGAAGCUGUCUACAUCCUGGACGAGGCUCGGUCCCUGGGCCUUACUGGCUAUGAUUUCUUUUGGAUAGUUCCCAGCCUGGUUAGCGGUAACACAGAAAUCACUCCCAAGGAGUUUCCUUCAGGACUCAUUUCAGCAGCUUACGAUGAGUGGGACUACACUUUGGAAGCUCGGGUGCGGGAUGGCCUCGGGGUUAUCGCCACUGCCGCAUCGGCCAUGCUGGAAAAGUACUCCGUCAUUCCUGAGGCCAGAACGAGCUGCUAUGGGCAACUGGAGAAGAAUGACAGGCCCUCUCAAACCUUGCACAAGUUUAUGAUGAAUGUGACUUGGGAAGGCAGAGAUUUGUCCUUCACGGCCGAUGGUUACCAGGCACACCCCAGGCUGGUGGUGAUAGUGCUGAACAACGAGCGGGAGUGGGAAAAGGUGGGGAAAUGGGAGAACAACUCCCUGAGCCUGAAGUACUCGGUGUGGCCAAGGUACAGCUCCUUCGCAGACAGCGACCCAGACGACAACCACCUGAGCAUUGUCACCCUGGAGGAGGCUCCCUUUGUCAUUGUGGAGGACGUGGAUCCCUUGAUGGAGAGUUGCCAAAAAAACACCGUGCCGUGCCGAAAAUUCGUCAGGCUUAACAACAAAACUAAUGAGGGAACCAACGUGAAGAAGUGCUGCAAAGGAUUCUGCAUUGACAUCUUGAAGAAGUUGUCGAAAACUGUCAAGUUCACGUAUGACCUGUAUUUGGUGACGAACGGGAAACACGGCAAAAAAGUCAAUAAUGUGUGGAAUGGAAUGAUUGGUGAAGUGGUGUAUCACCGGGCAGUGAUGGCCGUGGGGUCCCUCACAAUUAACGAGGAGCGCUCUGAGGUGGUUGACUUCUCGGUGCCGUUUGUUGAGACUGGGAUCAGUGUCAUGGUGUCACGGAGCAACGGCACAGUUUCACCAUCUGCUUUUCUAGAGCCCUUUAGUGCUUCUGUCUGGGUGAUGAUGUUUGUGAUGCUUCUCAUCGUGUCUGCCAUGGCUGUCUUUAUAUUUGAGUACUUCAGUCCUGUAGGAUAUAACAGGAACUUAGCACAAGGGAGAGAUCCCCAUGGCCCAUCCUUUACCAUUGGAAAGGCGGUGUGGUUGCUCUGGGGUUUGGUCUUCAACAACUCUGUGCCUGUGCAAAACCCCAAAGGGACAACCAGUAAAAUCAUGGUGUCAGUUUGGGCUUUCUUUGCUGUCAUUUUCCUGGCCAGUUAUACUGCCAACUUAGCUGCCUUUAUGAUUCAAGAGGAAUUUGUUGACCAAGUGACUGGACUGAGUGAUAAAAAGUUUCAAAGGCCACAUGAUUACUCACCUCCUUUUCGAUUUGGAACAGUCCCAAAUGGAAGCACUGAGAGGAACAUCAGAAACAACUACCCUGAUAUGCACCUUUACAUGACGAAGUUUAAUCAGAAAGGAGUUGAAGAUGCCUUGGUCAGCUUGAAAACUGGGAAGUUGGAUGCUUUCAUCUAUGAUGCAGCAGUGCUGAAUUACAAGGCUGGAAGAGAUGAAGGCUGCAAACUUGUCACAAUAGGGAGCGGAUACAUCUUUGCCACUACCGGCUACGGAAUUGCACUUCAGAAAGGAUCACCUUGGAAGAGACAAAUUGAUCUGGCCCUCCUUCAAUUUGUGGGAGAUGGGGAAAUGGAAGAGUUGGAGACCCUGUGGCUGACUGGCAUUUGUCACAACGAGAAGAAUGAAGUCAUGAGCAGCCAGCUGGACAUCGACAACAUGGCAGGAGUGUUUUACAUGCUUGCAGCAGCCAUGGCACUCAGUUUGAUAACUUUUGUCUGGGAGCACUUGUUUUACUGGAAGCUUAGAUUCUGCUUCACUGGAGUCUGCUCAGACAGGCCAGGAUUGCUGUUCUCAAUCAGCAGGGGUAUUUACAGCUGCAUUCAUGGAGUACACAUUGAAGAGAAAAAGAAGUCUCCUGACUUUAGUUUGACCAAUUCACAAACCAACAUGUUAAAACUGCUGCGAACAGCGAAAAACAUGACCAAUAUCAAUCCUUCAAGAAUUGACUCCCCCAAAAGAACAGCUGAUUUUAUUCAGAGGGGUUCUUUGAUUAUGGACAUGGUCAUGGAUAAGGGUAACUUGAUAUUUGCUGAUAACAGAUCCUUUCAGACAAAGGACAACUUUUUUGGUGACAACAUAAGCGAACUGCAGACACUUCCUGGCAAUCGACACAAGGACAAUCUUAACAACUAUGUUUUCCAAGGUCAGCAUCCUCUCACGCUGAAUGAAUCCAAUCCAAACACAGUAGAGGUUGCAGUAACAACAGAAGCAAAAGUGAACUCCAGACCUAGGCAGCUGUGGAGGAAAUCUGUUGAAUCUUUACGUCAAGAGUCUGUACGUCAGAGCCAAGGUUCCCAGAGGGAUGACGGGUCAGAGGAAAACAGGCAGCUUUCAGUGAAAAGCCAAAGAUACCUUCCUGAAGAGAUUGUCCAUUCAGAUGUGUCAGAGACAUCAAGCCGAGCUACUUGCCAUAUGGAAGCUGAAAACAACAACAAGCACCACAAAACCAAGGACAACUUCAAAAAAAGGACAGGAGCAUCAAAAUACCCAAAAGACUGUAGUGAAGUGGAACUGACAUAUCUAAAAACCAAGCAGAGCUCUCCACGGGAUAAAAUCUACACGAUUGAUGCUGACAAGGAGCCAGGAUUCCGCUUGGACACACCUCAGUACAUCGAAAACAUUGUCCUUCCAGAAACUGUGGAGUUUCCCGAUGUUUAUCAAGAUCACAAUGACAACUUCAGGAAAGCCGAGCACGCUAAUAGGACUCCAAUGCAUAACGAAGACAGUCUUCCAAACAAUGACCAGUAUAAACUUUAUGCAAAGCACUACACUCUAAAAGAGAAAAAUGCUUCCCUAGCUGAUGAUAGAUACAGACAGAAUUCCACCCACUGCAGGAGCUGUCUUUCCAAUUUGCCCACUUAUGCGGGACACUAUUCGACCAGAUCUCCCUACAAGUGCGAUGCCUGCUUGAGGAUGGGGAACCUCUAUGACAUUGAUGAAGAUCAGAUGCUGCAGGACACAACGAACUUAUCACUUCCUGAAGAAAUAUAUGAGCGUACUUGGUCAACAAGUAAUGCUCUGCAAUAUCAUAAAAAAAAUAAACUGAGGAUUAGCAGGCAACACUCUUUUGAUAAUAUCGCUGAUAAGUCCAGGGAAAUUGAUAUUGGAAGACCUUCUCGUAGUAUAAGCUUGAAAGAAAGAGAGAAACUUAUUCAAAGUAGUCCAUAUGCAAGCAUGUUUAGUGUUCCCUCAAGCAAACUGUUGAGCAACAAGGCCUCACUUUUAACUCAUGCUCUAGAGGACAGUAAGAGGAGCAAGUCCCUGUAUGCUGUUCACUCGGAUGACAAUCCCUUUCUGCACUCGUAUCGUGAUGACCAGCACUUAUCUCUUAGGCGAAGUCCAGCUGACCUUUAUAAACAUUCAUUGCCAACAAGAGGAAGAAAUGAUAAUUAUUUAAGGUCAUCCAUACAGUCUACAGCAUCAUACUCUUCCAGGGAUGGUCGGAUCCAUAAUGACAUGUACAUUUCAGAGCAUGUUUUGCCUUACGUUGCAAAUAGGAAUAGCUUGUACACAACUCCAAGGGUUUUAAAUUCCUGUAGCAAUACACGUGUGUAUAAGAAAAGGCCUAGCAUUGAAUCAGAUGUUUAAAUUUUCCAUGAACACUUUAUCUAUAGGGAAAGAAUAGUUGCCACCAUCUUAGAGGGAGAAUUUAUCCUUUAACAGUAUCCUGCCCUGGUAAAUGAUACGUAAACCUCUCCCUUUCCCAAUGUACUUUUGUACAUGAAUAGGUAAACUGGUAUGCUCUUAACUAUCCUUUUAAAAUAUGUCUUGUUGAAAAGGAUAAAAAUUAGCCAUUUAUAUAUGCGGUAUAUAUAAAUGGCAAGUUGUACUGAAAUAGCCCCAAUAUAUGUUGGCAACUAUGCUGUUUUGUAUCUAAUUCUUUUACUAUUUCGGUUAUUCUAAUUUAUGUUGCUAAGUAUCAUUCAAUGUACUUUUGUCCUUAGAAAUGUUUAAUGAUUUUCUAGUACUGGAUAAGCAAUAUGGUAUGCAUGUAGUAUGACACAGACAACAAGAAUUAGGAAUGCGUUUGCACAGAUUCAAAAGUAAGACUCUAAAAGAGAACAGAAAGCUAGACUUUCAAAAAUAUAUGUUAGCUUCAUAAUCAUUUUCAAAGCCAAGUAAUAAUUUAAAAAAAAAAACAAACCAACCAACCCACAUCCCAGGACCUUAAUAAGUAAAAUACAGUGUUUUAGCACAAAAUUAGUAUGUUCAUUCUAGACUGACAGACAAUAGAUGGGAAGGCAGUAGCCCCAAACAUGUGAACUGCUGUGUACCAAAAGGAAGCCCCAUGGAUAUUGGUUAACGUUCAUGUACAAAUGCUUUUCUUAUAUUGCACAUGCACUUACCAUUACAAAGUAAGUUCAUUGAAAAGUUUGCAGUAAUCUUGUCAGAAAUUCACAGCUGCCUAAUCCAGAGUAUAUAUUUUUAGAUAUCACUAUAUGGCACUUACUAUGGAGCUGUGGACUUUAUUAGUAACCUUGAGGCCUAAUGUGUACCUAAGUUUGCAUUUGCCCCUUACUGGUGAUUACUCAGGGCUGUAUAGUAUUUCUUUUAUUCUUCCACUUCCCAAACCAAAUCCCAACCCACUGUAGUUCUUUGUUCAUAGUGUAUUAGUGACAACUAAUUAAUUGUAUAUUAAUAGUAUUAAAGCUGUUAAUACAGUAUCAAACACCGACAGCCAUAAGUUCAGUGUAAUCAGUGAGGAGUGCAAUACCAUUUAUUUGCAUACACAGCAAAGGAUUAACACCUUCAGAAGGACUUCUUCCUUCCAGAAUAUUGUGCAUAUUUGUUGAACAUCAGACCAUUUUUUUUAACCUCUCCAAUCAAGUCUGUUAUAUAAACUGAAUAUAUGCACACUUAACUAAGUAACAGUAUGUUUAUUAUCACUAACUGAUAUACAAAGAUAUUCACAUUACAGGGGUGCAUUGUUAAAUGACUUUUCCAUUUAGUAAAUGUCAAUCAGGUUCUUUCACAAAUAAAAUGUCUGCUACACACCCCUCCUUACACUGGAAAAAAAAAAACCACUAGAUUUCAACCAUAAGGGAGCGUGAAAGAGAAGAGAGGAAGCCUUUCAGGAGUAGAAUAUACAGCUGUAAAUUUAAUUUAAACUGAAGAAGUAAAUAUAAUUGCUAAUAUAUUUAACUGCUGAAAGUGUUGCACUGGGUGGUGCUCUCCCAUUCUCCUGCUACUCUGCAAAUUGCUUUAGGAUUUUUGUGUAGAGGAAAUUUAGAUUAUUGAAGCAUUUUUCCCUCCAUUUCACUGAAGAACAGUGAACAGGGAAACCAUUAGCACUGUGAAUUGGAAAAUGUGAAUAUUACCCAAACUCUUCUCCAAACUGAAACUCCUUUCAGCAGAAUUGUGCCUGUCAGCUGCAAUUGAAGUAUCUGCAUGCCAGAGGUGCAGUAUGCAAGGUGUUUAAUUUGGAACAGCAUACUGCAGAGCAGAGUUGCAAAUGGGAGAUAAUAUAAAUGAUGUAUAGGGACAGUCAAAAUAAAGCUUUUUGAAUUGUUUACAGCUUUUUUUUAAUUUUAAAUUAUUGUUAUUAUUGAGAAGAUUCAAGCUGACUUUGACUACCAAACAGUCCAGAAUGAGUUAUUGGUAUUUGCAAAUGUAUUUGUAUGUUCACCGUGCUGGUGAAGGAUGAUAUUUUUAAGGAAUGAAAUGUAAUGAGAUUUGGGCUUCCAAGUCUCUUUCCAGCUUCCAGAAAUCUCAGUAAGCUUUAUCAUAAGUGUGUUCAGAAAGCAUAUCUAUGGGUAUCUGUUCACUGUCCAUGUGAAAAUAUGUUUUGAGUAUUCUUUAUUCAGCAUCUGGUCAUAAUUAUUGGCCCUGAUUCACAUGGGAUGCUUUCUGGUUCCUCACUGGAGGCAAUUUUUAUAAACAGAAGUUCCUUACCUGCCAUGCAUAUUUCUUAGGAAUAGUUGUAUGAGCUGAGCAGGGCUAGGGUGGUGUCUAUGGGAUGAACACUACUUAUCAUGAACCCAAACCUUUUCCCAAAGACAUAGACAUGUUUGUCUUAGGUCUGCAGGAAAACAAAUGCACUGAAGGCAUAAGUAAUGCUGUAAUCAGUGUAAUAAAAGUAUUUCAGGCAAAUUUUAAUAUCUGAUCCAAAUUUUGGUAUAUUUACUAAAGUGUGCUGUAUUUCAGCAGAUAUGAUAUUUGCUGGUGUCGUGCCAAAAACUGCCAUGGAAAUUGCUGAGCAUUUUACCAAUCAUGAAAUUCAGUGGUGGCUCUUGUCUUUUGUAUCAUCAUAAAGCUCUCAAAAUAUUUGUUGGUCGCUCCAAGUCUUUUGUAUCAUCAUCUCUAUCCAACCAGACACACCUAAUUCAAUAUAUACACAAGUACUGUAUGUGAAGUUAUGGGAAAGAAAAAUUCCCAUUUCCACUUUCUAAUUUAAACUCUAUAAACUCUUGAGAUUCAAUUGUAAACAUCCUCAACCCAGGUGGGUUUAUCCUUCUGUGAGAUGUACAAGCAAAUUAGUUAUAAUGAAAUAUAUUGCAGUGUUUGCUUUUUCUGAUUUGAACAGAUUUCUGGUGACUGUAGAGAUUUAUUAUUAUUAGCUGCAAUAUGCAAUACAACCAACUCCCCUAAACCAAAACAAAGAGACAGAGGGAAGACUUGGUAAUGUUGCACAGCAGUUGUUCACAUGGAAAUAAAAGAUGCUGCCUUAAAGGAGGAAAAAAACCCCACCAGAUAAUGAAAGUAGAGGGAGUCUGCAUGCGUUUGUUGUUUUGAUCUUGGCAUAAGUAUGAGUCAGUGAAGGGGGAAGGAGAGAAUAAAGUGUAGAGCUGUAGGCAGUAGCUGGUUGAAGAUGUUUACAUGUAAAGAAGAAGCAGCUGAGAAGUUGAAGGAAAAUCUUCAACAGUAGAGCCACAAGCCACAGCUUGUGAGGCUCAGCCAUAGAGCGCGUGGAAUUCGGAAUUUUGCCUGAGCUUUGUUGAUAUAUUUGCACUGACUUUCAAUUAAACUGAGAUCAAGACUUUCUGUAUUUCCCUCUCUCUCACUCUAGCUGCUGCUAUACUUGAAGAGGAGAAAAGAAUCUUCCUGCAUAAGUGGCCAUCCUUUCUGUACCUUUCUGGAUGGUGCUGGUGACUUGUUACAUUUUCCUGAUUACAGCUCUAGCAGUUUGUUGGUCAUUCCUAUCACCAAGAUUUCCUGUGACUCCAGCUGGAACUGAAUCAGGCUGUAAAUGAUAUGGGCCAUUCUUGGUAGCAUGUCCUGUAGUGUCCACUGCUCCUGGAUGACACCUUUUAUGGAGGCAGGAUAUUGAAUUGCUGAGGAAUGCAGUAGGUACAUGGAGGUAAAAACAGCUACAUAGACAUACCUGCCUCUUGCUCUUUUUCUCUUUUAAAGAUAUUGUAGAAUUUCUUCAUGUUUUUGUCUUUCCCUUUUCACCACAGUAAAUUUUCCUUUUUUCUUUCAAAUGGAUUUUGUGUUCUGCUUGUGUUUCUUAGAGCAGUGUAGCCACCCACUAAUUUAAACGCAUGGUAAUAAGGUAUUUUAAUAUAUAAGAUAAAAUUAAGGAAAAUUAAGAGAUUUUGCAUUUUCGGAAAAUUUAAUUUACUGGUUUUGCAGCUUUUGCUCAGACUUCAUUAUUCUGCUAUCUAAGAAGCUUGGUUAGGAGAAAGAGUGCUGUGGACAAACAGAAACGAAAUCACCGCCAGCUCACUGUGUUUUGGCAGCAUCUCAUAAAUACGUGUCUCUUUAUGAUCUUUCAGGAACACUUAAGAGGUGAUAUAAGGCUCACAAGGGAAAUCAGGUGUGGCUUAUUUUUCCUGGUGAAAAUACAUCUUUUUUUUACAUAGCUUUAAAUGAAGCAAAAGCUAGAACUGUGUGUGUAGCUUUGAGUUUCUGUGCUGGAAGGCUGAGCUCUGUCUGUGGCCAGUGGGGGGAGAGAGAGAGAGAGAGAAAGCAAACUCCCUCUGGAUGGAAGUUCAGAGGACUGAGGGCUUGGGAUCACAUAUGUGUGGGAUGUGUCCAGAAAGAUGUUACCUCUCUAUGUUGACCUUUUUAGAAAGUAUAGGUUCCUAACUUAGACAUCUCAGUUAGGUGGGCUUAGAAAAGCAAUAGUCUAUAUUAUCCCCAGCCUCAAGAAAAUGUACCAGUUAAAUCUGCAAGUGAGUACCAGGUUCAACCUUGGAGGUGUGUAUAGGUUCCUGUGCUCAAGCAAGUAGUUGUUUGUGGGGUUUGCAGUAUUCCCUGGUCAGGAUCACUGUUUGCUUUAUACCAUGUAAUAACUAUCCAGCCUGAGAUAAAACUGUCAGAAUCUAUUCCUUGUGGAAUAACUUACUAUUUCUGUAUUUCUGCAGUGUAGCACGUGUGCUUCAGUGAUGGGGAAGGUUUUGGUUCUAUUCCCUCCCUUGCUGGGUUCAUCAACGUAGAGCAGAAAUGGUGUCACGAAUCUAAGCUUAGGUUUAGGAAGAAUUCAAGGGGUGGAUCUUUUUGUUGUUUUACAUUGCAUUUAAGAUGUUUGAUAUAUAAAACCUAGUGAAAACAGAACUUUUAUGGCAAAAUCCCCUCCUCAUUAAUAUAAAAAGUAACUAUCUGUGGCUUGGCUAAAUUGUGUCAAGUGUUAAUCGUCACAUCACGUGCUUCUUUCAAGAUGGAGUGUCAUAUAUUCCCUUAAUAACACUUCCCAGCUCUAGCCCUAUCUUAGCUCAAAAGUCCUUUUAGAGCAGAUACCUUUCCUGUGUAGGGCAAUCUGGUUUGCAACGUACAAACAGUUUUCCAGUGACACACUUAAGUUCCUUGCUUUAUCAAUGUUGUUGUUUGUUUGGGUUUUUUUAAUCUAAACUAACUUCCUGUAGAGAGCUGAGCCUUCCAAACGUAGCAGUGCUGAAGGAACUUCUGAAAGAACAUAAAGGCCUUUUAAAGUAUGACUUACAGUAUGAGUCAUUUCCCUGCCCAAACUCACCUGUACUGUCUUAUUUCAAUGUAUUAGCAACAUGUUAGCGUUUGCUGUCACUGAGGGAGCUCAGUUUAAUCACAGCUGUGUAUUUGUGGAUGUAGAUGUCAGUACAGACAGGUAUAUGGUGUGAGAGAGGAAAGGCUGGAGUCACCUGUGAAGCUGUGGUUAAAUGGGAGCAGCCUCAGGACCGUCCUGUCUCUUGCAUUGCUCUGAUCAGUCUCUGUCUGAUGUGCACCUACUGUACAAAGUGUAAAAUUCCUGUCGAUGCUCAGCUUCCAUUGUGGAAAUAAUGCCAUGUCCACCCUCAUUGCAGUGUCACAGCCGUGUCUGUGGGGUGGGGAGCUGGUUGGUUGUGCUCUCUGGUGUCUCUCACCCUGCUCUAUGGGAGCAGCAAUGCUGCCUUGCUUCUCCCAGCCCUGCUGGGGAGGGUUACUGCACUCUCUGUAAAUAAGCUCCUCAUUUAUUUCCCUCACUCAAGCUUUUAGUUGUUUUUUAUUCUCCCCUGCUUCUCCCGCCCUGUGUGCAGAGUAUGCUCUCCAAAAAUAUGUGCUCUUCCAAAGUCCUGCAGCUUUGGAAGUCAGGAAUACACAGGUGUGCAUCGCCCUGCAAUGCAGUGAAAAUGCACUUAGUUCUUCUCGUGGGUUCAUGAGCUUUUUUGUUACAUACUGCAGAAUGGAUCUGCUGUAGUUGAAACUGGAUUUUUUUUUUUUAACAACUGCCAUUCUAACAGCUGUAAGAAUCCACUGCUGAUUUUGUGAUGAUUUUGUCAUAUCUAUAAUUUAAGAACCAGUAAUAAUAUAAGUAUUUACCUCACUAUUUACCAGGUUUUUGUUGUUUUGCGCUUAAAUGACAAUUUUUACUCCUUUUGCUUAAUUCUUUACCUGUAAUGAAAACAAGCCUAAAUUAGUAGAGAAUAUAACCAUGCUGUAACAUUGUCAUGCAAUACCUUUAUUAAUAGAUAACCACACUAAAUAUAUAUUACAUAUUUAAAAGAGAGAUGGUUUCAACUCUCCAACUCUUAAAAAGUAGUGGUGAUAAGCAGUUAUACUCCUAGAUGUUUUGUCCUUUCCCUUUUGUAUUAGUAUUUGUUUUCACUAAUAUAUUUCAAAAAUUAUAUUUCUGUGCACGUUAUAAAACUGUGAAAAUAAAUACCAAUAAAUAUUGUGAUACUUAUUCAGUGCACUGUAAAGUUCCAAGUGAGAUGAUACUUUGCUUGGGAAUUGAAGAAGGUUUCCUCACUUCUCAGAAAUGGUACUAAGCUUUAAUGUGGGAAAAUGAUAAUAUUUACAGUGACAUGAAAUUUUAAUGGAGAAUGUCUUGUUUUGCACUUCUAGUACUAUUAGAAGAAAUAUGUUUUUCUCAGCAAAUGCGUUAUGAGAAUACAUUUUUAAAUUUGUUUUGUGCAUUACAGUACAUAAGAAUGACCAUUCUGAAGAGAUUUGUUUUAAAUCAUUACUACAGGAUUCUUUUGUCUGAUAAUUAUUUUUCUUAAGCCUGUUUAAUAAUGGUGUUUAAUGGCAAAAACCUUUUGGAAAUGUAUUUUGGCUUCUGUUUCACAUUGCAAACCCUGAACUCGGACUAUAAUAGUGGUGCAGUCGAAGGCCCUCACGAGGUUGCUCUGCCUUUCCACGCCACUGGGGAAGGAGACCUUCCUUGUUCCCAGUUGGGACAAGAUUAGAGGAGUCGAGGACAAUUUUGGAGGAUGUGUUGUGCAACAUUUGAAGUGUAAAUGAUCUUGAAAAGUGAAAAUAAAAAGAAAUUGGAGGUUCACAGUUAGCCAAACGAGGGCGGGGGUGUGUGUCUGUAACAGGCUGUAGGGUGUGCAGUUUCUGGAGGAGAUAAUUUUUGACUAAUUUGAAUUCUAUUUAAGUUUCUGAAAGUAACUGAAAAAAUAGGAGUUUUCUUUUUCUUUUAAAGCCAAAGCCUUUGCUUUCAUACGAGGUUUCACAGGAAAAUGGGCCAAAGAAUACAAUUAAAUAUGCAAAAGGUUAAUCUUAUGGAAAAGGGUAUCCUGUCACCUUGAUAUGCACAAGCAUAUUAAUGGUAAUAGGAACAAUGUGUGUAAUUUUCCUGUAUAUUGCUAUGUAGGUUGCACUAUUUUGAAUGACACAAGCCUGAUAUUUUAAUUACCAAAUACCAUAAAAAGCUGUUUAUUAAUAGUUUAAACUUGUUAACCUAAAUAUAUAUACAGUAUACCCAGGCGUGCGUGCAUACACUUCCCAACCCAGUCAUGUGUGAGUAAUCUCCCAGAGCUGUGGGACACAUUUCAGCACUGCUUUAUUUUAAGUAAUUGUCUUCUCUCCUUCCCAAACAUACCAAACCUCCAAACCCUCUAGCAGCAUUUAUUGUAGUUGUUUGAUACCUAUUACAGAAGGGGCUAAAGGACUCACUGGGAUCAGGGUUGCUUUGUGCUGGGACACGUGGAAACAUGUCAGAGGAGAGUUUCUGUCCAGAGGAGUUGGAACUGAUGCUCACUAUAAAUAACAAAGCCAUAGGAAAAAGAUGUCUUCUCAUACUGUUUGGAAAAAUCUUGGCCAGAGAGGAUCUGUUGGACUUUAAAACACAGUGUCAGCUUAUGUGAUCAUCCACGUUCCGUAAAAUAGAGAAGGAAGGAUACCUCAAGAACCAGAUUCCCAGGAAAGCCCAGCUGGUGUGUGCACCAGUGGCUGCCCCUGUAUUCUCCCAUGCAGACUGGGCAGUUUCCAAAAUCAGUUUUGCACACAGAGACAGGAUUUAGCAGUGGUGGUUAAGGCAGAAUCACUUCUCUGAGUGCACAAGCUUUUGAGCCUGCUAUUGCUGGUGAUGUGGAGAUUUUCACCGAGGAAUGAUUGUGUUAUUGGGCUGCUUUUCUACAUUUGUAGUUCUCUAACUAAAACUUAUGACAAAAGAAAAAAAAAUAGCUUGGAAUCAUGUGUUGGAAGUAAUUUUUUGCAAGGGAGAGUUUCGAUUCUUUCCACCUUAAACAGUAAGUUCUGUGGAGUCAGAUUUUGUCUUUGCUUCUCCAAGUGUGUCUUGGAGAACAACUUGGUUUCAAGUUCUUCGUCUGCAAGAAGAACAUUUUUGUUUAGCUCAUUUUUACCUGGCCUAGGUCUGGAUUCCAAACUUAGGCAAAACACCUUUUGACUUAAAUAGGGAUGUGUGAGUGAGUGAUGGGAGAGCAGAUCCUUACUGCAGUUCACGCUCAGAUUUUAAAGUCCCAAACCAAACCUCGUCUUGCAGAGGUGCAGAAAUUGCAUCACAUAAAAUUGUGUGCAGCUAGGAAGGAAACUAGUGCAGUUGCAAGAAGAACUGUUUGCAGUUUAUUCUUGAUAGAAGGUAUAAUAUUUUGAAAUAGUCUUACUCACUUCAGAACCUCCCUUUUGCACUGAUGAAGAACAGCUUGAUCCCUCUGUCUUCACACCUCACACCCACAUGCACAGUGCAUCUCGUGCCUUCCCUGUUGAAACCAGAAGGUACAAACAGAAUUCAUUAAUGUGUUAGGCAAACUCCUACCUGAUUCUUAACUAAGUACUCCAUUUUUAUGCAAAAUUUGCAUCCAUACAUUCCAGGCUCUCAGAAGCACUUCACCUGUGAGUUAAUAACGUUUAGUUCAUCAGAUUCCAAUUUACACUAAACCUGAAGGGUGUUUUGUGCUUCCUUUCAUCCUGUUUAGGGAUUUUUGUGGGCUUAGAUGAAAAACUAAUAUUUCUGUGCUGCUAAACAAAACUCACCAGAAAUAUUUUUAAAUCUCAAAUUACACUUUAAAAAACAUUUUUACCUGUUUACUUGAAUAAUGUCAAUUUAAUGUGUUGUCCUGAUUAGUCUUUGUAUAUAUACAUGUCUAUAUAUAUAUAUAAGCUAUAUAUAAGCUUUAUAUAUAUAUGUAUAUGUAUAAAGUUUUUGGGGUGAUUGAGGGGCAAGACAGAAAUCCAACAUUUUGACAAAGAUUCUACAAUCAUUUAUUAACAGUUUCAAGUGAUGUAUUGCUGUUGUGAGUUUGAUUAAAAGUUCUUUGCAGUUGAAGUAUGAAAAAUGAAAUGCAACUAAGAAAAUAAGAAUUCACAAUAUUAACUGAGGCUUUUGGUACAAAGAAAAUUAGUUAUUAGUACAGUUGGAACAGUGGUUUUUUUUCUGAUGGAGGAAAAGAACUCCAAUUGUAAUAAUUUGUACUGGUUACAGGGAGCACUAACCUAAGACUGUACACAGUAAAUUGAAAAGCCUAUCACAUCUGUUAUUUACUAGUGCAAUUUACUGUAACACCCUCAAAGUGUCAUAUAUCAAACCAAAGGGUAAGUCACAAAUUUCCAGUUGCUAACAAAGAAUAGGAGAGGUUUCAAGAGCUCUUAACACCUGGGGAAAUCAAUCAGGAUAUUAGAAUAGAAAUAAAAUAAUAUUGUUGAAAUGGAAUCAAGCAUAAAAUAAUUAAUUUUUAAGAGAAUCCAGAAUUUCAUUGUAAAUUCACAGUCUAAUGGAUUCUUCAAAAGGAAGGGUUUUGGGGAAAAAGAGAAUAUUUAAAAUCUAGUUUUGACAUUCCAAUUACUGCCUGUUUUAUUAGGUAGGUUUAGCAAAGUGAGAUGAAUCUUAACACGCAGGUGUCUGCGCACACAACAGUUUUUAUUGUGGUGUUGUGCAGAUACAGGUACACCUGGCUACCCCUGCACCCUUCUGCCCCUGCCUUGGAGAUCCUGGUGGUAGCUGGAGCUACCCAAGAGCACCCAGUGCAGCGUGAAGGAACUGGGAUCCACACACUUCUCUCCUGUGUUACACAUACUGUCUCACUGCAGUUCACCCUGACCAUAUUUUAACCCAGUGCAUGACUGAGUGCUAAUACUGUAUAAAUAUUUUGAAACAUAUCUUAAAAACAAAACAAAACAAAAACAUGUUUGCUUCAAACUUUUUAUGAUAGAGAAAUAUAUAAUUAUUAUGGUUGUCUUACAAAUUGUAUUGUGUUCAUUUUUUUUUGUUAAAUAUGUAGAAAAACAUUAAGGGAAUGGGGGACUUGAAUGUCUGUGUGUACCGAAAUGUAUAUAAAACUAUUUGAGGAGAACACAUGUGCCAAGUAUAACAUGAUGUAAAAAUUGUAAAUAUAUGAAAAAUUCAUUUUUCUAAUAAAGAUAAUUUCUGCCAA
Molecule: messenger RNA, 14961 nt
Organism: Myiozetetes cayanensis
Lineage: Eukaryota; Metazoa; Chordata; Aves; Passeriformes; Tyrannidae
Gene: GRIN2A
Product: glutamate ionotropic receptor NMDA type subunit 2A
Exons: 13
Coding region: 167-4537 (1456 amino acids)
Biological process (GO): monoatomic ion transport; excitatory postsynaptic potential; long-term synaptic potentiation
Cellular component (GO): plasma membrane; NMDA selective glutamate receptor complex; postsynaptic membrane
Molecular function (GO): transmitter-gated monoatomic ion channel activity involved in regulation of postsynaptic membrane potential; NMDA glutamate receptor activity
Source: RefSeq, a predicted model, not a curated record